UUGGCAAAGAUCUGUGAUGAUUUUGCCAAGAUUUGUGACAAAUGUGUAAAGAUUUGUGAGAAUUGUGCAAACAUUUCUGUGGAUUGUGCAAAGAUCUGUGAGGAUUGUGCAAAGAUUUGUGAGGAUUGUGCAAAGAUUUGUGAGGAUUGCGCAAAGAACUGUGAGGAUUGUGCAAAGAUCUGUGAGGAUUGUGCAAAGAUCUGUGAAAAUUGUGCCAAGAUUUGUAAGGAUACGACAAAGUACUAUGGGGAUUGUGGAAACAUCUGUGAGGAUUAAGCAAAGAUCUGUUAGGAUUAUGCAAAGAUUUGUGAGGAUUGUUCAGAGAUUUGUGAGGAUUGUGCAAAGAUCUUUAGCACUGUGCAAAGAUUUGUUAGGAUUGUGCACAAAUUUGUAAGGAUUAGGCAAAGAUCUGUGAGGAUUGUGCAAAGAUUUGUGAGGAUUGUGCAAAGAUUUAAGUGGAUAGUGCAAAGAUCUGCGAGGAUUGUGCAAAGAUUUGUGAGAAUACAACAAAG
Porites evermanni is the source of this 512-nucleotide messenger RNA. NCBI's taxonomy places the organism in Eukaryota, Metazoa, Cnidaria, Anthozoa, Scleractinia, Poritidae. The record is from the annotation of a GenBank genome assembly.